Prorocentrum cordatum is the source of this 843-nucleotide messenger RNA. NCBI's taxonomy places the organism in Eukaryota, Dinophyceae, Prorocentrales, Prorocentraceae. The record is from the annotation of a GenBank genome assembly.
AUGUGCGCGGGGCUGAGCUCCCUGGAGGCGCUCAAGCAGAAGCUCGCCCAGGACCAAGCACGCCUGGCCGGCGGCGGCGGCACGAAACCGUACCGGCCCGCGGCGCCGAGCGCGGGGCCGCCGGAGGACUGCCGCGGCACCCUCUCCCCGCCCCUCGCACAAGUGGCGCCGCAGCCGCUCCUGGGCGCGGUGUCGUACCUGCGCGCCUGCUCCGUGGUGGAGUCGGAGGACGGCCGCUGCAGCGCCGCGGACGUGGACAGGGAGGCCUCCGCGAUCGCCCGCAAGGCCGUGGAGGCCGCCCAGCCAGCGCCACCUGGCGCCGAAGGCGGCGGCGUGGACUUCGAGAGCGACCCGAUCAAUUUCACGCACAUCCUCCGGUUCAUGCGGGACGGCGAGGCCUGGCAGCCCCCAGACGACGACAAGGCUCGCGCGGCUUUGAAGAAGGAGGCCGUGUACUUCGGCUGCACUGGCAUUCUCCACCGGCUGGACAGGGACGAGAACGUGGACAACCUCACGGACCUGCUCCUGAAGGAGGCCUUGGAGGGGGUGCCGCCCGAGCUGCGCUGCACGAUCGGCAAGCAGGGCAAGGGGGUGUACACGUUCGGCACCAGCGGGAAGGAGGUGACCCUGCACACGAUGAACGGCCGCCUAUUCGUUUACCGUAUCAACGAGGUGGUUCGGCACAUGCCCAUCCAGCAGCUGCUGACUGAGGAGGGCCUCAUCCCCGCGCCGGGGGCGGCGCCGGCCUUCGCGGCCAUCGCUGCCGCGCCCACGGCCGGGGCGCCGGCGCCGGCGGCGGCGCCCGAGGCGGCGGAGAGCGGCACGGCACCCGCCGCAGCCGUG